AUGCCCAAACCACCAUUCGCCGCUCAGAUUACCCUGGAGUAUACGCUGCAGCAAGAUGCAAACAAAGGAGUAGAGGAUGUUCGGUCUGGCAUGUCCAACGCGGCUGAGCGAAGAAAGGAACAAAAUCGAGUCCAUCAGAAAGCUUGGCGGAAAAGAAAGAAGCUUGAGCGAUCAAAGUUUCGCAUAGUAAAAUAUCCGACCGAUGUGUCGAACAGUUCUUCCGGGCAAGAGCUUGCACCCUCGGAGACUAGCUUGUCGGGCUCUAGUGGCUCAUUAGAGGAUAGCUCGCUGAUGGUAAGAGCUACGGGCCAACACUUCUCCCAUUCGCACUCAGAUAUAACUGCGUGGCAAGAGGUCGAUCUGCUUAAUGUCUUCAAUUCAGCUGCAGGCCUUUCUCAAAUCAAAACUUGCGAGCGUUCUCGAACAGCUGUCGCAUGCGCACAAGGCAAUCUGGGAGAUUCUAUUGAUUGUUUGCCUGUGCCUCAGAUGCGACAAAAUUUAAUCCCAGCCGGAAACACAUAUGAUGUUAUGGACCUUUGUGGAGACCUGGUUGGACUUUUCAGUGCUGGCACUGGGAGAACAGGCAUGGUCAUCUGGGGAGAGCCGUGGGAUGUGGCUGGUUGGGAAGUGACCGAGGGAUUCUUGGAGCGUUGGGGAUGGACGAUCAAGGAAUGUUGGGAUUUAUUUGAGUCCACAAAUAGAUGGAGGGCAGAACGAGGUCAAAUGGCUCUACAAUUUGACAAAGUUUUGAUCUGA
Molecule: messenger RNA, 756 nt
Organism: Botrytis deweyae
Lineage: Eukaryota; Fungi; Ascomycota; Leotiomycetes; Helotiales; Sclerotiniaceae
Exons: 3
Coding region: 1-756 (251 amino acids)
Source: RefSeq, a predicted model, not a curated record